AACUCCUAAUAAUAAUAAUAAUGAGGAGUAACAGAAGUAAAUCUUACUGGUCUUUUGGUCAUGAUAACGGCGAUGAUGAUGGUGAUAAUGAUGAUGGUGACGGUGGGGAUAAUGAUAAUGGCAAUGAAUCAUCGUCACCGUCGAAUUCUUCAACAUUUAUUAGCGUUACUACUACUUCCACUACUACUACUAGUGAUAUCUGCACUAGUACUACAACUGCAACGACUACUACCCUCAGUUGUCGUAGUACGACAAUGAGUAGUGAUAUGCGUACAACAAUAACAACAUGUUCUAUUUUAUCAAUAACUGAUUUGCCUCACACCUUGACGACAACAACACAUUGUUUAAAUCCAACACAUUUUACGCCGGAAACAUUUACUGAAAGAGGUUGUGAAUCACAUAUAUCAUCAUCAUCAAAAGGAUUAUUUUGUGAAUCUAUACCAAUAUUUUUCUUCAAUCAUUGAAAAAAAUCAAUGAAUAAAUGUACAGUAAAUUCCUUACCGCAAAA
Messenger RNA from Trichobilharzia regenti, 508 nucleotides. The record is from the annotation of a GenBank genome assembly. NCBI's taxonomy places the organism in Eukaryota, Metazoa, Platyhelminthes, Trematoda, Strigeidida, Schistosomatidae.